AUGUCUCUGUCUCUACUUGCUCUCUCUCUCUCUCUCUCUCUCUCUCUCUCUCUCUCUCUCUCUCUCUAUCUAUCUAUCUAUCUAUCUCUUUAUCCCCCCCUUUCCUCCAUCACUUCUCUCUUUCUCUUUUACCUUUCACUCUUUCAUUGCUUUGAUAAUAUAAUGUCAAAUCGAAUACGACAUUGUCUAUCGUCUGUUUUUCUUUUCCCUUUUAACCUUCUAUGCUUUACUUUUUGCUUUACUUUUCUUGUUCUUCUUUUCUUUCUUGUCGCUCUUUCUUACCCCUUCUCCCUCUCUCUCCUUCACAUUUUCUCUUUCUUCUUCCUACUCACUCUCUUUCUUCCUCUAUAUAACUUUUUUUCUCUCAUUUUUCUCUUUUUUCAUUCUUCGUCCACCAAUCCAUCUUUUCUUCCUUCCUCUUUUUCAUCCUCUUUCUUCUCCUUUAUGCUAAUUUUACGUCACGCUCUUCCUUUUGCUGUUUACUCAUUCUUUUCUCUCACACUCUUUCUUCCGUCUUUUUUGUGUUCAUCCUUCUCUCUUAGUUCGUUAUUCUUUUUCCUAACACUUUUCCCUCUCUUUUCUUUCACUCUUCCUUUCUUUACUUUCUCUCUCUCUCUCUCUUUUUUUCUCCUAUCACUUUUUAUUCCUUUGUCACACUCUUUUUGUUCUUUAUUUUCAUUCUUUUCCCUCCCCUUCAUUUCUUUCUCACUUUUCUUUCACUUUUCCUCUUGGCUUCUCGUCUUUUGCCACCAAAAGACGGCGCACAAAAUCUCUGAACAAAAAUAUUUUAUGUUAAUCGCUUUCGGAGAAAGAAAUAUUUCCCACAUGAGUCAAGUCAGCUUAAAUUUGGCACAAGGAUGGAACGCUCAGGAUCCAAGUAAUAAUCCUUACGGAUUGUUAACAAUCACGUUCUCUCUCUCUCUCUCUCUCUCUCUCUCUCUCUCUCUCUCUCUCUGUGCUAUGUCCAUUGAAGACUCUCCACAGCGUCCUGUCUUUUGUUACUUUUAA
Molecule: messenger RNA, 1008 nt
Organism: Acanthosepion pharaonis
Lineage: Eukaryota; Metazoa; Mollusca; Cephalopoda; Sepiida; Sepiidae
Source: the annotation of a GenBank genome assembly